CAAAGAAGACAGUUUGAACAACAGAUUUAAAGAAAUUACAGAUUUGGAGACUGAUGUUGUCUUUUCUAUUGACGAUGAUGUCAUAUUUCCUUGCUCUUCAGUGGAAUUUGCAUUUGAUGUUUGGCAAAGUGCGCCAGAUGCAAUGGUGGGGUUUGUACCUCGUGUACAUUGGGUGGAUUCAUUGAAUGGUGAAGACAACAAGUUUAGAUAUGGUGGAUGGUGGUCUGUGUGGUGGACGGGUACAUAUAGCAUGGUGCUCUCCAAGGCAGCAUUCUUUCACAAAAAGUAUUUCAGUCUCUACACAAAUGAGAUGCCAUCGUCGAUUAGAGAAUAUGUAACUAAGAACAGGAAUUGUGAAGAUAUUGCAAUGUCUUUUCUUGUCGCAAAUGCAACUGGUGCACCCCCUUUAUGGGUUAAAGGCAAAAUAUAUGAGAUUGGAUCUACAGGAAUUAGUAGUUUGGGAGGUCAUAGUAUACGAAGAUCAAAGUGUGUCAACAUAUUUACCGCCGAGUUUGGGCGGAUGCCCUUGGUAUAUACUUCAGUGAAGGCAGUUGAUAGUCGCAAUGUCUGGUUUUGGUGAUUAGUAGAUUGUUAUUUUCUUUACAUUUUUAGAAAAAUUCCACUAUUGUCAAUUAGUGUUCAGUAGCUAGUUGAGUUACCGCAUUCAUGUUAGUCAUUCAUGUUAAUCAAUAGAGCUGUAUGAUAUUGAAUCUUUUUAUACACAUAGUGAUUUGAUCUCUAGUGAGAUCAUUUAGAAAAUAUAAUUGCACAAUGAUGUGUUUAUUCACCCACUCAAAUUUUAGACAGCUUUAUAGCAGAUCAACCAUAAAUCGAUGGAGAAUAUGAAGAAUAUCAUAUUUGUUUACAGCGUCAGUUGCAGGAACCUGUCCACCGUACGAUCUCGAGGUUCCACCGUAAAUUAAAUUGGUUCAAUAUUUCUUUGUUGGUGUAAAGGUAUUGUUCCAUCUACUUGGAGAUCCUAUAACUCACGACGAUACCUCUACCUGUAUGAACAUUAUUGGAUGUCACACGAUUCUGUUAGAAAUAUGAUGCUCAUAGUGCCGGCGUCGUCCUCCUGUUGGCGGCGAUUUUGUUCAAUGGAGAUGUUCAUCAAGCAGCAUACCGUAUCCUGUCAGAUUUUAGAAAAGGUAGGUUUGGUUGGACUACACUGGAGAGGCCUCCUAGGUGAUGUCAAAUGUUUGCUUUUAGAAGGAACACUCUGAAGCUAGAAUUGAAAAUUAUGCUGGAGAUUUCCAGGACCAGACCGAAGAACUCAUCG
This is a messenger RNA of Vicia villosa (hairy vetch), 1279 nucleotides long. RefSeq names its product glycosylinositol phosphorylceramide mannosyl transferase 1-like. Bases 143 to 580 code for a protein of 145 amino acids. The transcript has 6 exons. Gene Ontology annotation, cellular component: membrane. The record is from RefSeq and is a predicted model, not a curated record. Gene Ontology annotation, molecular function: glycosyltransferase activity. Lineage: Eukaryota; Viridiplantae; Streptophyta; Magnoliopsida; Fabales; Fabaceae.